UUUUUCGCUAUUCAAAAUGGCACCCUCUCAAUCAGGAAGUAGAGAAAACAAGUAGCGGCGAAUAAGUUGGAUAAAAUUGCCCAUUUUCAUCGAUUUGACGUCGGCCGCGGCUCGACAUCUGCCCGCGUGUUCGGAGGUCGGACUGGGACGAAGCAAAGACGACGAAGCGGUCAUGGAGAGUGGUUUUCCGUGAGAGAGGUACAAUCUGGGACAGCGCCAGCAGCAGGGUUGGCAGUUUGGGCCAUAGUAGAGGUCAUCUCGUGGUCAUGUGUGCAACUCCAGUUUGAUGCCCACCCUCCCCUCAGCGCUGGCCAUGGACGGGGAGAACUACCUGCAUCCAGAAGGCCCUCAGCUGGACACCAGCUUGUUCGUUGUAACCCCCUCAAACAUGGAGAGUUCUCUCUUUGGCUCCCCUGGCUCCUGGAGGUCCUUCUCUCAGCAGGCCGGAUACAGCGUGCACUGCCCUAUGCAAUCCGGAAACCAGCAAUACCACAGCAGCAGCGCUCCCGCCGCCACUACACCGGAUGUGCACCUUGACAUAUACUCUGCGUUCUCAGACAUGGAUUUCCCUUGCCUCAACCGGCCCAGAAAUGGCGAUUUCUCCCAGGAUCUGUCCUGCAUCGAUGACAUCUCCAACAAUUCCCUGUUCUCCUCUCCGGCCGACUCACUGUCCGAGUAUGCCGACGCCCAGUCCUUCAUUAGCACCGAUCACCUGGACACGGUGCCCACAAUCUGGGACGUCAACACGAGUACCACCACCACCGCCACCAACGGCGCCGCCACUACACCAGCACAGAACCAGCUGGAGCUUAAAGGCUCCAGCAGGUUUCAGGGCUUGGCCAGUUUGGAUGAUAUAACCGCUAUAAUCAGCGUGCCACCUUUAGGAGGAUUUCAGACUCAGAGAGCCCAAUCACCCCCGGAGGAAGAGGAGGAAGCAGAGGAAGAGGAUUCAGAGGAACUGGGCCAUGUCGACACGUAUGCUGAGUACAGACCUUCCAAAUCCACUAUCGGAAUUUCCCAUCCCGACAUCGUGGUGGAGACCAACACUCUGUCCAGCGUCCCUCCUCCGGACAUCACAUAUACUCUGUCUAUACCCGAGUCGACCAUUAACAGCGGCCUGCUCUCCGCCCUGCAGCUAGAAGCCAUCAUCUACGCAUGUCAGCAACACGAGGUCAUCCUACAGAACAACCAACGGGCAGGCUUCCUGAUUGGAGAUGGCGCCGGCGUGGGAAAGGGACGUACUGUUGCGGGAAUCAUCCUGGAAAACUACCUUAAGGGAAGAAAAAAAUCACUAUGGUUCAGCAUAUCCAAUGACCUGAAAUUUGAUGCAGAGCGAGAUCUCAAAGACAUCGAUGCACCGACUAUUCCCGUGCAUGCCUUAAACAAAAUUAAGUAUGGAGACACAGCUACCUCAGAAGGAGUCCUCUUUGCGACCUACUCUGCGCUGAUUGGCGAGAGCCAGGCGGGUGGGCAGCACCGCACGCGGAUUAAACAGAUCCUGGACUGGUGCAAGCCGGAUUUCGACGGAGUUAUUAUUUUUGAUGAAUGCCACAAAGCCAAGAAUGCCACGUCAACAAAGAUGGGCAAAGCGGUGCUUGAUCUGCAGAACAAGCUGCCACGGGCCAGAGUGGUGUAUGCCAGUGCCACAGGUGCCUCUGAGCCAAAGAACAUGAUCUACAUGAGCCGCCUGGGUAUUUGGGGCGAGGGCACGCCUUUCAGGGCCUUUGACGACUUCCUGCACGCCAUCGAGAAAAGAGGCGUGGGCGCCAUGGAGAUUGUCGCCAUGGAUAUGAAGGUGAGCGGGAUGUACAUAGCCAGGCAGUUGAGCUUCUCAGGGGUGUCUUUCCGCAUUGAAGAGAUCGGACUGGACAGCGACUUUAAGCUGGUCUACAAUAAAGCCGCCAAAUUGUGGGCAGAGGCACUGCAGGUCUUCAUGCGCGCCGCCGACGAGCUGGGCCUGGUCAGCAGGAAGUCCCUGUGGGGCCAGUUCUGGUCGUCUCACCAGCGCUUUUUCAAAUACCUCUGUAUAGCUGCCAAGGUCCGCUGCCUGGUGGAGUUGGCCAAGAAAGAGCUGGAGGCAGGAAAGUGCAUCGUCAUUGGCCUGCAGUCUACCGGGGAGUCGCGCACCAGAGAGGUUCUGGACGAGAAUGAUGGUCGCCUUGACCGAUUUGUCUCCGCCGCAGAGGGAGUAUUCCAGUCUCUUGUUACCAAACAUUUCCCUUCUGAGAAGCAGAGGAGAGAGAAGGCACCGGGGAAUAAGAGAAAACGCAAGCCUCGAGGUCGCCAUCCGAAGGUACCCAAGCACACGGUGGACAGCGUCGGCGUCAUAAGCAUCAACAGCGACGACAGCAGCACCGACUCUGACGGCAUGGACACCGAUUCCAACUCGUCUCCGGACUCGCUGCUGGACAACGAUGAUGUCAUUUUUGUCAACCACACCAGCUGCCACACUGUCAGGAUAGAGGAGAUGAAGCAGGGUCUCCUCAAUAAGAUUGCACAACUGGGAAAAGAACUACCUCUCAACACCCUGGACGAGCUUAUUGAUAAGUUUGGAGGGCCUGAUAAAGUCUCUGAGAUGACCGGGCGUAAGGGUCGUGUGGUGCGACGUCCUGAAGGUAUCGUCCGUUACGAGUCACGCGCUGAGCAGGGUCUCACCAUUGACCACAUCAACAUCAAGGAGAAAGACCGCUUCAUGAGUGGAGAGAAGCUGGUGGCCAUCAUCUCCGAAGCAGCCAGCUCUGGAAUUUCCCUGCAGGCGGACAAGAGGAUAAAAAACCAGCGGCGGCGAGUCCACAUGACACUGGAGCUACCUUGGAGCGCAGACAGGGCCAUUCAGCAGUUUGGCCGUACCCAUCGGUCCAAUCAAGUGACAGCUCCAGAGUACAUCUUCCUCAUCUCGGAGCUUGCCGGCGAGAGACGUUUCGCCUCCAUCGUUGCAAAGAGACUGGAAAGCCUGGGUGCGUUAACACAUGGCGACAGACGGGCGACUGAAACCAGAGACUUAAGCAAGUACAACUUUGAGAACAAGUAUGGUACUAAGGCUCUGGAUAAAAUCACCAAAGCAAUUUUGGGCCACAUAGAGAACAAGGUGCCCGUGCCUAAAGAUUACCCCGGAGGUGACGCCAUGUUCUUCAGAGAUAUGAAACAUGGAAUGAUGGAUGUGGGCAUCUUCUGUCGGGAGUCUCGCUUUGGCAUCAAUACGGAGAAAGAUUGCAGCGUUACCAAAUUCCUAAACCGAAUCUUGGGGCUGGAGGUCCACAAGCAGAACCAUCUCUUCCAGUAUUUCACAGAGAAUUUUGACUACCUAAUAGAAAAAGACAAGAAAGAGGGCAAAUAUGACAUGGGCAUCUUAGAUUUGGCUCCAGGUAACGAUGAGAUUUAUGAGGAGAAGCAGGAAAUCUUUAUGACAGUGGGGAACCCUCAGGAUGGCCAGGUGGUUCUUUACCAGAUCAGUGUGGACCGAGGUAUGCCUUGGGAUGAAGCCAGCAACAGGUUUCUCAGUCUCACUGGUGCUGACGAGGGCUUCUACAUGUCCCGGAAGCCUCGAGGUAACCAGCCUUGCGUGUUGCUCGCUGAGCAAGGGAGAGGCAAGAACUUUAUUGUUUACAAGCCCAACAUCGGCAAGCAGACUCAUCCUGAAAGCCUUGAAAACCUGCAGCAACGCUAUCGGAAGGUGACUCCAGAGGAGGCCAAGGACUGCUGGGAGAGCCGGUUCAGCUUCUCCUUGAAGAAGUGUAGCCAUGCCAACUGGAACGGCAAAUGCAAGAAAGUGGAGGAAGGCCAGGAGUGCUUCCAGGGUAUGCGUCUGCGCCAGUACCACAUGCUGUGCGGCGCUCUGCUGCGCGUUUGGAAGCGCGUGUCCGACGUGGUGUCCGACAUCACCAACUCCAACAUCCUGCAGAUUGUUCGCCUCAAGACCAAGCAGCACAACAAGCAAGUUGGCAUCAAGAUCCCCGAGAACUGCGUGGCCCGGGUGCGCGAAGAGCUUAUGCUAAUGGACGAGGAGGUAAAGCGGAGGCGCAAGGAGCGCGAGAAGCAAGCCGUGGAGCAGCGUCUGGCCGAGGAGCGCAUGCGCAAGAUGGAGCAGGACAACAAGCACCUGCUGGCAAAUCUGUUCAGCCAGAAAGCCAUGCCCACCCAGUCACUGGCCCAUUCGCUGGUUCACGGUCAACUCCUCAAGCAGAAACUGAACCCGCUGCAGAAGACGCAAGUGGCGGGCAUGGCUCAGCUGCAGAGGAUGCAGGCUGCCUUGAGCAGCAGCAGCAGCAGCAGCAACAGCAGCAGCACCCACAGGGUCAGGCUCUGCUGUCUUUACCCCCAAACCCCCAAGUGACUCCGAGCGGCUGGCCCGGCAAGUCGGCCGCCUCCAAGCAGCAGCAGCAGCAGCAGGCGGCGGCGCGCAAUGCGGUCGUCCACAGCUCCAACUUCUCCCAGUUUUACCGUCAUUCCUUCUUACCCUCCUUCCCGCAGCCCCUUCAU
Messenger RNA from Syngnathus typhle (broad-nosed pipefish), 4479 nucleotides. RefSeq names its product strawberry notch homolog 2b (gene sbno2b). Lineage: Eukaryota; Metazoa; Chordata; Actinopteri; Syngnathiformes; Syngnathidae. The transcript is spliced from 32 exons. Gene Ontology annotation, biological process: regulation of DNA-templated transcription. Gene Ontology annotation, molecular function: chromatin DNA binding; histone binding. The record is from RefSeq and is a predicted model, not a curated record. Gene Ontology annotation, cellular component: nucleus. The coding region runs from base 287 to 4333 and encodes 1348 amino acids.